Molecule: messenger RNA, 720 nt
Organism: Thecamonas trahens ATCC 50062
Lineage: Eukaryota; Apusomonadida; Apusomonadidae
Exons: 1
Coding region: 1-720 (239 amino acids)
Source: RefSeq, a predicted model, not a curated record
AUGGCGACCCAUAUCACAGAUCUUCCUACGGAGAUAUUGCAUUUGAUCGCGUUCAAGUCGUCCGUGCUCGACGCCAGGGAUGUUGGCGCGCUCGCGGCUACGUGUCGGUCGAUCUCGGUGUCGCUCACCGGCGAUGACUUUGCUCGCGGCCAGCAUAUGUUGCUUGCGGGCGUCAAGACUUCCGCUCGGCUGGGCAACUGGCGAGCGCUGCGCCGACUGCUGCAUCAGGAGCUGCGUGGCGAGGGAGAGGACAAGAUGGUCGCCCGCUUCGCUGAGGAGCUGCGUGCCAUCAGUAACGCGCGUGCAAGCGGUCAAGACGCCGUUGACGCUGUGCUUGCCAAGCAGGCUGCGAGUCAGCUCAUCGCCGUCGAUGACAUCAACGAGCUCUACUUUCUCUGCUACGAAAUCAACGACUACGUUCCGCCGAUCUGGGGCUACCUCGUGGAGGGCGAUCCCGACCAGCGCUGGAUCGCCAACACCGUCUCGCGCAUUCGCGACGCGCUCUGCACAGACGACCUUGUCCGCGAUGCCAUCAUUGGCACUCAGGGCACAUAUACCACCUUUACCGCCCAUCUUGCCCUCCAGGCUGGCUCAAACAGGCUCGAUCCCUUCCUUGUCGUCCGCGAGUGGGAGGACUCGCAAUCGACCGAGUCUGACGAAGACACCGCCACGGCCUCGACCGCCACCCAAUCAGACUCUGCCUUUGACUGGGGCUUUUGA